AUGACAGAUGACCUGGGGAAUGAGUUGGAGGAAGAGACCGAGAUAUUUGGCUACAAGACACAAGGCUGCCGAAAGGCCUUGUGCAUUGCUGGCUACAUCUUGUCCUGUGGGGCUCUGCUGCUGCUCUUUUACUGGAAGCCAGAGUGGGAUGUGUGGGCAAACUGCAUCUGCUGCAGCUUGGAAGAAGCUGACAUUGUUCUGCUCAGAACAACAGAUGAGUUUCAGAGAUACACCAGGAAGAAGGUGACCUGCAUUGAUUUGUCCCCACUGGCACUACCUGUUGGCAGUAAUCCAGAUGGUCCUCUCGUAGCUGAUAAAGACUCUGUCAUAAACAGAGCUGUCAUGAAGCCACAGUUAAAGAUGAGAUGUAUCCAGGUGCAGAAAAUCCGUUAUAUCUGGGACUUUUCUGUAAAAGAAUUCAAGAAAGUUGGAUCAUUAGAAGACAGCAACACAUGUCACAGCAUACACCACAAGUUUGGAGCUGGCCUCACAAGGGAAGAACAGAAGAUCAGGCAGCUGGUGUGUGGACCUAAUGCCAUUGAAGUUGAAAUUCGUCCUGUUUGGAAGCUACUUUUUAAAGAGAUUUUCAAUCCCUUCUACGUGUUUCAAGCCUUCACCCUCACGCUGUGGCUGAGCCAAGGCUACAUCGAGUAUUCAGUGGCCAUCAUCAUCCUGUCCAUCACUUCUGUUGGCUUAACUGUGUAUGACCUCAGACAGCAGUCUGCCAAGCUGCACAACCUCGUUGAGGAGCAUAACAAAGUUCAGGUUACAGUCUGCACCAAGAGUGAAGGUUGCAAAGAGAUGGACUCUUGUUACUUAGUCCCUGGAGACAUGUUGCUUUUAGAUGGAAGAAAGCUCUCUCUCCCAUGUGAUGCUGUCCUGAUUGAUGGAAGCUGCAUUGUGAAUGAAGGAGUGCUCACAGGUGAAAGCAUCCCAGUUACCAAAACCCCCUUGCCCCUCACGGAGAACCCAAUGCCUUGGAAGACCCACAGCGUGGGAGACUACCGGCGGCACGUCCUCUUCUGCGGGACACGAGUCAUCCAGACGAAGCUGAAGGGCAGAGGGCCAGCAAGAGCUGUCGUGCUGCAAACAGGGUUCAACACAGCUAAAGGUGACCUAGUGAGGUCCAUCCUCUACCCCAAGCCAGUGAACUUCAAACUCUACAGAGAUGCUUUCAAGUUCAUCAUAGGCCUCUCUGUCGUUGGCUUGUUUGGACUCAUCUAUGCUGUGUGUGUGCUUGUGUCCCAUAAGAAGCCAGUGGCCGAGGUGGUGGUGAUGUCCCUCCUUCUCUUCACUGCGGCUGUGCCUCCUGCUCUCCCUGCUGCCUUGACGACAGGCACUGUUUAUGCCCAAAGGAGGCUGAAGAAAAAGAAAAUCUUCUGCAUCAGCCCACAGAGGAUUAACAUCUGUGGGCAGAUCAACCUUGUUUGCUUUGACAAAACAGGCACACUGACAGAAGAUGGACUGGACCUGUGGGGUGUCAUCCCUUCCCAGGGAAGCCGGUUUCAGGAAAUCCAUAAAUUCCCAUCCAGCACUCCUCUGCCCUGGGGACCUCUGUGCGCAGCCAUGGCCACCUGUCAUUCACUGGUGGUUCUGGAUGAGAAGAUUCAUGGAGAUCCUCUGGACCUGAAAAUGUUUGAGGGCACACACUGGGAGGUAGAAGACUCCUGCACAGCUCAGGAUGGGGCUGGUGCUCUUGACACCUGCAUUGUUAGACCGGGGCCAAAUGCCAGCAGUGCUCCCGUGGAGGGAAUAGCGAUCUUACACCAAUUCCCAUUUUCAUCUGGGCUCCAGAGGAUGUCUGUUGUUUCACAGAAGAUUGGAGAGGAGCAGUAUGACCUGUACAUGAAAGGAGCACCAGAAACGGUGUCCAGCUUUUGCAGACAAGACACUGUCCCAGCUAAUUUCUUAAAGGAGCUCAAGACCUACACAAGUCAAGGCUUCAGAGUCAUUGCUCUGGCCCAUAAAGUGUUAAACCUAGGAAAGGAUGUAGACAUGAGCAACUUAGAGAGAGAAGAAGCAGAGUCUGGGCUGGAGUUCCUGGGCCUCCUGGUGAUGGAGAACCGCUUGAAGCAGGAGACGAAGACUGUGCUCCAAGAGCUGGCUGCUGCCCGCAUCAGGAGUGUCAUGGUCACAGGGGACAACUUGGAAACAGCUGUCAUGGUGGCGAGAAACGCAGGCAUGAUUCACACAGGCAGCAAAGUUAUCCUUGUGGAAGCCAAUGAACCAGAGGGCUCUGCUCCAGCUUCCAUCACCUGGCGGCUGGCCGAAGACUGCAAAGCAAACACAGCUGCUCCCAGUGAGGUGUGUGCUGAGGAAAAGAUCACCUUGGAAGGAGAAACCUGCAACUUCCAUUUUGCAAUGAAUGGAAAGUCCUAUCAGGUUAUUAUAAAGCACUUCUACAGCUUGCUGCCAAAAAUACUGGUGAACGCAACUGUCUUUGCUAGGAUGUCUCCUGGCCAGAAAUCCAGCCUUGUUGAGGAAUUUCAGAAACUCAAUUACUGCGUGGGUAUGUGUGGGGACGGCGCCAACGACUGUGGGGCUCUGAAAACAGCCCAUGCAGGGAUAUCACUGUCAGAGCAGGAGGCAUCUGUGGCCUCACCCUUCACCUCCCAAAUCCCCAACAUCCAGUGCGUGCCAGAGCUGAUCAGGGAAGGUCGAGCUGCUUUGGUUGCUUCCUUUGGGGUGGUUAAAUACCUGACCCUUUAUGGCCUGAUCCAGUUCAUUGGUACUGCUCUGCUCUUUUGGCAACUGCAGAUCUUUGGGAAUUACCAGUAUUUGAUACAGGAUGUCAUCAUUACCCUUCUGGUUUGCCUAACAAUGAGCUUGACUGAAGCCUAUCCAAAGCUGGCACCUUAUCGCCCCCCGGGGCAGCUCAUGUCUCCUCCGCUGCUGCUCUCCAUCAUCCUCAAUGUGUGCUUUACCCUUACCCUGCAAACCUGUGGCUUCCUCCUGGUGAAGCAGCAGCCCUGGUAUGUAGAGCUGGCCACCCAGAGACAUUGCUCUCCAGAGAACCAGACUCUCUCCUCCACCAGUCCAGGGGAAAACAGUACCAGCAGCAGUGCCCAGAGCCCUGUCCUCAGUUAUGAAGACACUACACUGUGGCCACUGUCUUCUAUCAACUGCAUCAUUGUGGCUUUCGUCUUUUCCAAGGGAAAGCCUUUCCGGAAGCCCAUCUACACCAACUAUGUGUUUUCAGUCCUCCUGGCCCUGCAGCUUGCAAUCUGCCUCUUCCUCGUCUUUGCUGACAUUGAUGCGGUGUACAGCAGCCUGCAGCUUCUUUGCACUCCUGUGGUCUGGAGAGUUUACAUCUUACUGAUGCUCUUGCUCACCUUUUGUGUAUCUUUCUUUACAGAGGACGUUAUCCUGCAGAACAAGCACCUUUGGCUGCUGAUUAAGGCCUGGUUUGGGUACCAGUCAAACAGCCCAUACCAAAAAUGGCAGAGGAUGCUGCAGAGGGAUCCCAGCUGGCCUCCUGUGAACACCAAAGACUUAGCAGCAGAAAGCCUGGACGAGAUUUACAUCAACCCUGCCUAUGAACACAGCAACGAGGACUAG
Indicator indicator is the source of this 3558-nucleotide messenger RNA. RefSeq names its product probable cation-transporting ATPase 13A5. The transcript has 30 exons. Bases 1 to 3558 code for a protein of 1185 amino acids. The record is from RefSeq and is a predicted model, not a curated record. Gene Ontology annotation, molecular function: polyamine transmembrane transporter activity; ATP binding; ATPase-coupled monoatomic cation transmembrane transporter activity. Lineage: Eukaryota; Metazoa; Chordata; Aves; Piciformes; Indicatoridae. Gene Ontology annotation, biological process: intracellular calcium ion homeostasis; polyamine transmembrane transport. Gene Ontology annotation, cellular component: late endosome membrane.